This is a messenger RNA of Hevea brasiliensis (rubber tree), 3179 nucleotides long. RefSeq lists its product as uncharacterized. Gene Ontology annotation, molecular function: protein binding. NCBI's taxonomy places the organism in Eukaryota, Viridiplantae, Streptophyta, Magnoliopsida, Malpighiales, Euphorbiaceae. The record is from RefSeq and is a predicted model, not a curated record. The transcript is spliced from 10 exons. Bases 257 to 2851 code for a protein of 864 amino acids.
CGCGCUGAAAAAAAUAAAAAUAAAAAAAAAAGGGAGAGAGAGAGAGAAAGAGGGUUUUAUCGGUGCUAAAAGCAGAGAAGCGAGCUUACGUAUCUUCUCUUCUUUACCUCCGUUGCGGCGUGCAAGAGACAGAGAGAAAGCGAGAGAGAGAGAGAGAGAGAGAGAGUACGUGUCCAGCGAACGACGUCGUUUAUUCUCAGAUCUGAGGUGGCGAGAGAGAGAGAGAGAGAGAGAGGGAGGGAGGGAGGGAGAAAGAAUGAGUGGCAGAGGAGGAGGAGGAGGAGCAGCUAGCAAUAACAGCAACAGUAAUGGGAAGGGUAAUAGUGGAAUUUCAGGGAUUCCGCCGGGGUCGAGAAAGAUGGUGCAGAGCUUGAAGGAGAUUGUGAACUGUCCAGAGCCCGAGAUCUACGCUAUGCUAAAAGAGUGUAAUAUGGACCCUAACGAGGCCGUUAAUCGCCUCCUCUCUCAAGAUCCUUUCCAUGAGGUCAAGAGCAAACGAGAAAAGAAAAAAGAGAAUAAGGAGAUAACUGAUCCAAGGCCCCGUGGUGGCAAUAACACAACACAUCGUGGUGGCAGAGGUGGUGCCGACCGUUAUGGACGUGAGACUGGUGUUUCCCAUGCUAAACCUGCAUACAAGAAGGAAAAUGAAACACAUGCUUACGCUGCUUCUUCAUCUUCUGCAUCCAGUAUUGCAGGAAAUAAUGCUAAUCGGAGACCACAAUCAUUGCUCAGUGAUUCUGUGGCCACAGAAAAUAAAAUGGCAACUGUAGGUGUGGGUGAUGGAGUUUGUUUACCAUUACAACCUCCUUCUGGAUUUCAAUCUCCCUGGUUGGGGGUUCCAGGUCAAGUGUCAAUGGCUGACAUUGUGAAGAUGGGACGGCCGCAUAACAAGGCAUCUGCUAUGCCAACUCUUCAUGGUGUAAAUCAUCACCAUCCUGCAGCACCUCCUUUAACAGCAUCAAAUCAUGAUUUACAUUUGUCAGAAAAUCAUGCUGCCAAGUUGUCAGAAAUAAAUGCCGAGCCAGAACUUAGUGCAAGCCAACACGUUCAUUCCGAUGAUGAAUGGCCAUCUAUUGAGGAGCCAUCGGCUGCUAGUAUACCUUCUGUUUUAGGGGCACCUCAUGAUUCUGAACUGUAUGCUGAUCAAGCUAACUUUCCCUUGGAUAGAGUUAAUCAACACAUGAAGCCUCAGUUAGAUGAUAUUCAGCCAGCCGAAGAUGGUCAUGUUGAAACUCUUAAUGGAAGCCAUGUUGGACCUGCUUCUGUAUCCAGUAGAAACAUACAGGAAGAUGGCUCUGUGGGUUCAUCUAUUUUUGAUAAUAAUUUGUAUGGGAAUGUGAGUUCCUACCAGCCUCCCAGGCAUGCUUUUGAGCGUGAAGCUGACGAUGGUGCUUCAUCUGUGGCUGCAAACUUGCAGCAACUAAGUUUACAGAGUGAUGAUCAAGGGGCACCUCCUGAGGAGGAUAAUCCUUCUGUAAUAAUUCCAAAUCACCUGCAAGUUCAUGCACAAGACUGUUCACACUUGAGCUUUGGUAGUUUUGGAUCUGGCAUUAGUUCUGCCUUUUCUGGGCCAUUUGCAUCAAGGCCUUUGAAAAAUAACCUGGAAGAGACAUCUGAAGUCAUGGAUGCGUCUUCUGCUGUGCACCCAGAUACUAGAAAUCCUGAGUAUUAUGGGGAUGAGCAUCUCAGAAAUACUGCAAAUGAAAAUUUAAUACAUAGAGCUGGUAUGAGUCCUGGCAAUUAUGAUUCUCCUUCAGUUCCACAACCAGAGGUGUUGAAGGAGGAGACCUCUGAAGCAGCUCAGGUGAAUCAAUAUGCAUUUCCUUCAUCUGCACCAGGAUAUAAUUACGACAACUCCCAACAGUUGAAUGCUGCAUUUAAUAAUCCGCAGACAAGCUCUCAGAUGCAGAAUAUUGCUCCUUUCUCAAGUGUAAUGCAGGCAUAUACAAAUUCAUUGCCAAGCACUUCGUUGGCUUCUCCUGUUCAACCUGGAAGGGAGCCUGACCUUCCAUAUUUACCUUUCCCUGUGACACAAUCAAUGCCCGCCAAAUACAGCAAUACAGCUUCUUCCAUUAGUGGUACAAGCAUUUCCAUGCCAGAGCAGGCUCUGAGAGCGGGUAGUAUUUCUACACCUCAGCCAAAUCAGAUGCUUCCUGGUGCUAGUGUUGCUACAGGGCCUACUCUUCCACAACACCUCACUGUGCAUCCUUAUUCACAACCUAGCCUUCCAUUGGGACCUUUUACCAACAUGAUUGGCUAUCCAUUUUUGCCACAGAGUUACACAUACCUGCCAUCUGCUUUUCAGCAGACCUUUGCUGGUAAUAGCACAUAUCAUCAGUCCCUUGCAGCAGUGCUCCCACAAUACAAGAAUAAUGUUUCUGUAAGCAGCUUGCCUCAAUCUGGUGCUGUUGCUUCUGCAUAUGGGUUUGGGAGUUCAACAAGCAUUCCUGCAGGAAACUUUCCGCUGAAUCCCCCCACUGCUCCUGGAGGCACAACUAUUGGCUAUGAUGAUGUAUUAAGUUCUCAGUAUAAGGAUGGCAACCAUUUGAUCUCUCUUCAACAGAACGAGAAUUCAGCCAUGUGGGUUCAUGGGCCUGGUUCACGAACAAUGUCUGCUGUCCCUGCUAGCACCUAUUACAGCUUCCAGGGACAGAAUCAGCAGCCUGGAGGAUUUCGGCAAGGUCAACAGCUGUCGCAGCAUUUUGGGGCGCAUGGUUACCCAAAUUAUUAUCAUUCCCAAACAGGGAUAUCACUGGAACAGCAGCAGCAAAACUCUCGAGAUGCUUCCCUUGGCGGGUCUCAGGGCCAACCGUUAAAGCAGACUCAACAGUUAUGGCAAAACAGCUACUAAAUGUCAUCACCUCCUGCUUUUUCAGGGUCUUGUAGUGAGUUCGAAAAUGAGGCCAAUCAUAGACAUUCCUGUGAUCGAGUGAUUUAGAAAUGAUUAUUGGCGGUCUAAAGAGACCCCUGACUGGCUACUGCCCUGUGCCAUGAAGAUGUACUUUAGAUAUUUUCCAUCUGGUUAACUUAGGAACAAUUGUGCUAAUUUGGAUUAGUGGACUACGUUUUACUUCUUUGUUCUCUUAUCCUCAUUAUGAUGAAAUUUGCCUUCACAUUUUACUGUGAUUUUCUAACCAUGUAUUUAUACAAGUGAGUUUUGGGCUGGACCCUUCUAGCGA